AUUACAACAGAUCCAGAUGUUUUGUGCGUCUUCGUCUCCGCUUCCAUUGAAGCAGAAGCGGUAGAAGAAGAAGAAGAAGAAGAAGAAGACGACGACGACGACGACGACGACAAGAGAGCGAGAGCGAUCAUGGAUAGUCGUCUCCAACGGAUCUUCGGAGCUGGGGGGAUGGGGCACCCACCCACCGACACACCCCUCCUCGACUCCUCCGAGCAGGUCUACAUCUCCUCCCUCGCCCUCCUCAAGAUGCUCAAGCACGGUAGGGCGGGUGUGCCGAUGGAGGUGAUGGGGCUGAUGCUGGGGGAGUUCGUGGACGAGUACACGGUGCGCGUGGUCGACGUCUUCGCCAUGCCGCAGAGCGGGACCGGCGUCAGCGUCGAGGCCGUCGAUCACGUCUUCCAGACCAACAUGCUCGACAUGCUCAAGCAGACCGGAAGACCGGAAAUGGUGGUGGGAUGGUACCACUCACAUCCUGGCUUUGGUUGUUGGCUCUCUGGUGUUGACAUAAAUACGCAACAGAGUUUUGAAGCAUUGAAUCCCAGAGCAGUUGCAGUUGUGGUAGACCCAAUCCAGAGUGUUAAGGGCAAAGUAGUCAUUGAUGCUUUUCGGUUGAUCAACCCUCAGACAAUGAUGCUCGGCCAAGAGCCUCGCCAAACUACAUCUAAUGUUGGACACCUCAACAAACCAUCAAUUCAGGCAUUGAUUCAUGGGUUGAACCGGCAUUAUUAUUCUAUUGCCAUAAAUUAUCGGAAAAAUGAACUGGAGGAAAAGAUGUUGCUGAACCUGCACAAAAAGAAGUGGACUGACGGUCUAAUGCUGCGGCGGUUUGAUGCGCAUUCCAAGACCAACGAACAAACUGUGCAGGAAAUGCUGAAUUUAGCUGUUAAAUACAACAAAGCGGUGCAGGAAGAAGAUGAGCUGCCACCUGAGAAGCUUGCCAUUGCUAACGUCGGCCGGCAGGAUGCAAAGAAGCAUCUGGAAGAGCACGUAUCGAACCUGAUGUCCUCUAACAUAGUGCAGACUCUGGGUACUAUGCUCGAUACUGUCGUGUUUUAGUCCGUAGAGCUUCGUUGGUGAGGCAUAAUGCAGAUCAUAGGAUUAUAUGCUACACACCUUUCAAUUUACUGCUUGGUAUGAAUCGAUCAUAGUUGGUUUAAUCUGAUUUAAAUCUGAUUUAAUCUGAAUUGGGUGUCGACCAUUCACUCUUUUAUGGGAAAAACCACAUUAGAUGUCUCAGUUAUAGAGCAUCGAUAACCAAUCUUCUCAUUUCAUUUAUUUCAUCUAUGAGAGAUUCUUCAAUGUAUUUUUAAUUUUUAUGAAAUUGUGUGAUAUGUUUCAGCUGAAUUUUAUUUAGUUCAGAGCUUGCUGAUAAA
Molecule: messenger RNA, 1373 nt
Organism: Ananas comosus (pineapple)
Lineage: Eukaryota; Viridiplantae; Streptophyta; Magnoliopsida; Poales; Bromeliaceae
Product: 26S proteasome non-ATPase regulatory subunit 14 homolog
Exons: 6
Coding region: 130-1056 (308 amino acids)
Biological process (GO): proteasome-mediated ubiquitin-dependent protein catabolic process; protein deubiquitination
Cellular component (GO): proteasome regulatory particle, lid subcomplex
Molecular function (GO): proteasome binding; protein binding; metallopeptidase activity
Source: RefSeq, a predicted model, not a curated record